AUGACUGUAGAAGCAACAGAUGCUUCUCGUAUUUCGCGAGCUCAUCGCGCCAUGCCAUGGAAACGCGGCCAAACUACCGGCCAGCAGGACGACCUCAAGUUCAAACUUGGCAAGAGGUUGGGUCAUGGCUCGUUUGGUCAGGUCUUCCUGGCAAGGGAUGUGCAGACCGGCGAAGACCUUGCAGUGAAAGUGGAGCAUCCGGUGGGUAAGCACUCAUCAUUGUCGUUUGAGGCGCGUGUUCUGAAGCGCCUUUGUGCACCAGGCUUUCCAAGAGUUCACUCCUUAGGGAAGGAAGGUUGCUAUCAUCUCCUGGCAAUGGAGUUGCUGGGACCCUCACUGGAGUCGAUCUUUAACAAGUGUGGUCGGAAGUUUGGCCUCAAGACUCUACUGAUGCUGGCCGAGCAGAUGGUUCGACGUCUUGAGUAUGUUCACUCGAAGGGCUAUGUACACCGUGACAUCAAGCCAGAGAAUUUCCUCAUUGGCCGGGGGGAGCGGCGCAAUGUGGUUCAUCUUAUCGACUUCGGCCUCGCAAAGAGAUUGGAGCCUGAGCCGAGGUUUGGGUCGCGCCGCAGCCUCAUCGGCACGGCCCGUUAUGCCUCGAUCUGUGCUCAUGAAGGCGUAGAGCAGGGUUGCAAAGACGACCUGGAGGCUCUGGCCUACGUUCUCAUUUACUUUGCCUUGGGGGAAUUGCCCUGGCAGGGUUUGCAGGCUGAGUCGAAGGAGGAGAAGCAUGAGAAGAUUAUGGAGCUCAAGCGCCAGCUUCCUGCGGAGGAGCUUUGCAAAGGUUGCCACGAUAUCUUCGCGCGCUUCCUCCAAUAUGCACAGGGUCUCAAGUUCCAGGAGAGGCCCGACUACAACUUUGUCUACUCACUCUUUUCAGAAGCCAUGAUUACAGAGGGUUACCAAAACGACGCCCAGUUUGAUUGGCUUGCGUUGCCAGAAAAGAAUGUGAGCUACUCCAAGCAAGAUCCGCCUCAGAAAGGCCGUUCCAAAAGUCGGCGCAAGAGCGACGAGAAAGGGCGGGCACAUAGCCAAAUGAAACGGCAAGUCACGCCCGGUCAGUCAGCGAAGACACUCUGUACUUCAACGAAAGCCUCGUCAAGGGAGCGUGAGACUGUCAAGCCAGGUUUUUUACCAUCUCUCUUUGGAUGUUUCUCAGCUCCAAAGCAAGGAUGA
Symbiodinium pilosum is the source of this 1176-nucleotide messenger RNA. Lineage: Eukaryota; Dinophyceae; Suessiales; Symbiodiniaceae. The record is from the annotation of a GenBank genome assembly.